UUCGCCCCCGCCGCAUCACGCAGAAUUUGCUUACUGCCUGCUCUGCUCGCCAUUGCUGACUCCCUCCCUCCCUCCCUCCCUCGCCACCGAAAAGCUAGCCCGCCCGGCCGUUGCUUGCAAGCCUCGCUCCGCAUUAUUGCCACCUGCCGCCGGCAGCCAGCGCGCGCGGCGCAACACGCAAGCAGAACAACGGUGUCUGUUCGGUUGUUGUUGUUGUUGGAGAGAGCGCGCGAUCCAAUCCAAGGAACCAGGGAGGAGGAGCGUGCAGUGCAGUGGCAGUGCAGGAGCGAUGGUGUUCUUCUGCUUCCUGGUGGACCAGCGGCGGACGGUGCGGAGCAGCAAGCCGGCGGCGGGGAUCUGCUCGCGCUGCGGCGGGUGCGCCAGCGUGGCGGACAUGGAGACCGCCACCAGGGUCUGCUACCUGCUCACCGUGCACCGGAGCACCUGGCGCGCCAUCAUCUGCACCUUCUGCGGCGCCAUGCUCAAGUCCUACCGCCACUACAGGCUAUAGCACUGGUAGCGGUACGGCACUACCUACCGGUAGACGAUGGAGUCGGUCGGUGGAUCGCGCGCCUUUUUCCGCGGCUUCCGAUCCCGGGUUUUUUUUUUGUUCCUGCUUGAUCAUGCUGGGGUUUGCAGGUUAUUGUAAUGGUACUAUGGCAGCUUGCCGGUGCAUAAAUAUGGAAUGGGAGUCAU
This is a messenger RNA of Zea mays, 696 nucleotides long. RefSeq lists its product as uncharacterized. Lineage: Eukaryota; Viridiplantae; Streptophyta; Magnoliopsida; Poales; Poaceae. The transcript has a single exon. The record is from RefSeq and is marked validated. The coding region runs from base 290 to 511 and encodes 73 amino acids.